Molecule: messenger RNA, 4088 nt
Organism: Colossoma macropomum (tambaqui)
Lineage: Eukaryota; Metazoa; Chordata; Actinopteri; Characiformes; Serrasalmidae
Gene: mark3b
Product: MAP/microtubule affinity-regulating kinase 3b
Exons: 18
Coding region: 786-3218 (810 amino acids)
Biological process (GO): intracellular signal transduction; protein phosphorylation
Cellular component (GO): cytoplasm; plasma membrane
Molecular function (GO): ATP binding; protein serine/threonine kinase activity
Source: RefSeq, a predicted model, not a curated record
CGCUCGUAAUCACCCUAGCAACAACAAACAGCGCUCGCGCCGCCGCUCCGCCAAUGAGCUCUGAGCCGUCUCUGUCCUCACUUCCGGUGCCUGCGCUGGGUUUGGCUUGGCUCUCUCAGCAUACGAGCAGCCAUCUUGGAUUCGGUAGUCUACCAGGACAGCUCUCAGUGUUUGGGAUGGCAGGAAUGUAAAGGAAAAAAAACUCAGGUGUUUCACAGCGUAUCUUCUCGAGAAGAGGAAGGUGUCGCCCGUCGGACCCCGUCUAUUCACCGGAGAUUAAACUUCUCAAAGCGGCGGCCAAACUCUGGAACCGGUUGCUGGGAGCUCCCUCUCCUCCUUUCCCCUCCCCUUCUGCUGCUGUUCUCAGCGCUGUGUGCAGUUCUGAGGGCCUCUUAACUGUUUGCGCGUUAGUUUCACUGGCUUUCUUUCCACUUUGAAAACUCACUAAACACCUCUGGCGUGUGGUUGUGGUGUCCAUGUGGUCGAGGCUGCAGAAGUUUGCCUUGGGUGCCGCCGGUGUUCUCGGUUGUUGUGUGCUGCUGUAAGGCGGCUCGAUAAAUUGCUCCAUUAAUGUGGAGUCGCGGGGUCUUCCGGCGUUCACCGCGCAGAAAACUGAACAGCUAAACUUGCGAAUUGAGGUCGAUGUGGAUCCGAAUCCAUGGUCUUCAUCAUCAGCUGCCGGAUACCUGCUUUCCACCCCUCGGACUAAGGACUAAGGUGCUGCGAUUAAACGGACUCGGACGGAGAGCAGAGGGGAAGCAGUUUGGGGAUAGAGACGUGAUAAAAUGUCAACCAGAACACCACUGCCUACUGUCAAUGAGAGAGACACGGAAAAUCACACCUCACACAGUGAUGGGCGGAAUGAGGCUGCCACGCGGCCCAGCCGCUCUGGGGCACGCUGCCGGAACUCCAUCGCCUCCUGUGCCGACGAGCAGCCACAUAUCGGCAACUACCGGCUGCUCAAAACCAUCGGCAAGGGCAACUUCGCCAAGGUCAAACUGGCGCGACAUAUUCUCACAGGGCGAGAGGUGGCCAUAAAAAUUAUUGAUAAGACGCAGCUUAAUCCUACAAGUCUCCAAAAGCUCUUCCGGGAAGUAAGAAUAAUGAAGAUUCUAAACCAUCCAAAUAUUGUAAAGCUGUUUGAGGUCAUAGAAACAGAGAAAACCCUUUAUCUGGUGAUGGAAUAUGCCAGUGGAGGGGAGGUGUUUGACUACCUCGUAGCGCAUGGCCGAAUGAAGGAGAAGGAGGCCAGGGCUAAAUUUAGACAGAUUGUAUCAGCCGUACAGUACUGCCAUCAAAAACACAUUGUGCACAGAGACCUCAAGGCAGAGAACCUGCUGCUAGAUGCAGAUAUGAACAUUAAGAUAGCGGACUUUGGCUUCAGUAAUGAGUUCACACUGGGCAACAAGUUGGACACAUUCUGUGGCAGUCCACCAUACGCCGCCCCCGAGCUCUUCCAGGGUAAGAAGUAUGACGGGCCUGAGGUGGAUGUCUGGAGCCUGGGAGUCAUCCUCUACACGCUGGUCAGCGGAUCGCUGCCUUUUGACGGCCAGAAUUUGAAGGAGUUGCGGGAGCGAGUGUUGAGGGGGAAGUAUCGCAUCCCCUUCUACAUGUCCACUGACUGCGAAAACCUCCUCAAGCGCUUCCUGGUUCUCAACCCAGCCAAGCGGGGCACACUUGAGGUGAGAGAAGACAGCGAAAAUCAAAUCAUGAAGGACCGGUGGAUCAACGCUGGCUUUGAGGAGGAUGAACUCAAGCCCUUUGUGGAACCAGAGCUUGACAUCUCGGACCAGAAGAGAAUAGACAUAAUGGUGGGGAUGGGUUAUUCUCGCGAGGAGAUCCAUGAGUCUCUUACCAGGAUGAAGUAUGAUGAGAUCACUGCCACUUACCUACUACUGGGGAGGAAGCCCACAGAGUUGGAGGCCAGCGACUCCAGCUCUAGCAGUAACCUGUCUUUGGCCAAAGCCAGACCCAACAGUGAGCACAAUAAUGGCCAGUCACCAUCUCACCUCAAAGUUCAGAGGAGCGUUUCCAACCAGAAACAGCGCCGUUACAGUGACCAAGCUGGUCCAGCAAUUCCUUCAGCGGGCUACCCCAAAAGGAGCCAGACCACCACAGCUGAUAAUGAGCACAAAGAGGAGAGCAGUGUCCAGCCACGCAAGUCUAGCUCUUCUGGUAGUCGUGGCAUGGCCCCGCCCAGCCCCUUGCUGGGCAACGCCAACAAUCCCAACAAGGCUGACAUUCCUGAUCGCAAAAAGGGCUCUACUGCUCCUGGGAGUAACUCUGUGUCCGGGGGGAUGACAAGGAGAAAUACAUACGUCUGUAGUGAACGUAACGCUGGGGACCGCCACUCUGUAAUACAGAAUGGCAAAGAAAACAGCCUGAGUGAGAUGUCAGCGUGUGCCGCCACAAGUCCAUCAACGUAUGCCGCCGCUCUCACCGCUUCAUCCGCCUCAGUCCGCCUACGGCACCAGAGGGCCACUGCGUUUUCCGCUUCGGGGCACACCUGUCGCUCCACGUUGCCCCCUAGCGACUGCCCUGCCGAACUCUUCAGGCCCAAUACGACCACAGCCCCUGGCCAGCGAAACCCUGGGGCAUCCACCCAUAGUAUCAGUAGUGCCACACCACCAGACCGUCUGCGUUUCCCACGAGGCACAGCAAGUCGUAGCACCUUCCAUGGAGGUCAGUUGAGGGAGCGACGUACAGCCACGUAUAAUGGACCACCCGCUUCCCCCACACUCUCUCACGAUGCAACACCCCUAUCCCAGUCACGCAGCAGAGGCUCAACCAACCUCUUCACCAAGCUCACCUCCAAACUCACACGCAGAGUUCCAGCAGAGUUUGAGAGAAAUGGGAGAUGUGAGGGCUCAAGUCGUAACGUGUCUGGGGAUCAGAAGGAGGAUCAUAAAGACACAAAACCGCGCUCGCUGCGCUUCACCUGGAGCAUGAAGACCACGUCAGCCAUGGAGCCCACCGACAUGAUGCGCGAGAUCCGCAAGGUGCUGGACGCCAACAACUGCGAUUACGAGCAACGCGAGCGCUUCCUGCUUCUCUGUGUCCAUGGCGAUGGCCAUGCUGAGAGCCUGGUCCAGUGGGAGAUGGAGGUGUGCAAGCUGCCCCGCCUCUCGCUCAACGGCGUGCGCUUCAAGCGGAUAUCGGGAACAUCCAUCGCAUUUAAGAACAUCGCUUCAAAAAUCGCCAACGAGUUAAAGCUGUAAAAGGAAAAAUAUAUUAUAUCUGGAGUCAAAAUGUGAAAAAUGUGGCAAAAAGGACUAAAGGCACACAAAACUACUAUAAUCAAGUUGUACAUUAUUUUCUUUUUUUGUGGAACAAAGUAGCAGAUUCAAGGAUUAUUCUCCUCAAACACUUACAAAAGUAUGUAAUAAAAAUAAUGUAUAGAAUCAUGCCUUAGGCAAUAAUUUCCUGCAUUGAAGCAUUAUUAUUAUUAUUAUUAUUAUUAUUAUUAUUAUUAUUAUUAUUAUCAUUGGUGCGACUGGUGGUCUGAAGCUGUAUGAAAAGAAGUGAUGGUUGUUGGUUUUGUUUUAUUUUUAUUUAUGCACUACUGCAUUAGAUGCCCUGUAGGCCAAUAGUGAAAAGCUUAAGCUUAUGUUUAAGCUCAAGUUAAAACACAGAGGGAUGACAGAAAGUUACAGUAUUUCUCGUCGGCAGUGUCCUCUCCCAGUUCUCUUGGUAUCUCUUUGGUUCCAAGCGAAAUGGCCACAACACGGUGUAUUGUGUUUUUAGAUAGGAAUAUUAUUUGCACCCCCUCACCCCACCCCACCUCAGAUGAUGCUGUUAGCAGUAGAUUCACGGUUUCCCCUCAUGUCCUUCACCCACCUAUAUAACGAGGCAGGAAAUGACUGGGACCUGUUGUGUUGUACUCUUCUCUGUUGUACAUGCCUAAUAAUGGACAGGACCUGGCUGGCUUAACCACUGGUGCCAUGGAAACGGCUCACAGACGAAGCUCUGUGCGGUCACACAAAUGGGAGCAGUCAGCCAACGCACUUCAGCUAAACCUCACGGCUUCGCACAGGGGCUGUUGCAAUGGAUCGUGGGACUUUGAGUCUAAUGAUUUUGUGAUAAUUAAA